CAGACCCCCAAGGAUGCCGUGAUAUACGACUAUCACGUGACGUUUGAGCCGCAAGUGGAGGCCCGUGUGAUGCGGAAGGCGAUGCUCUUCAGCCAUAAGGAGUCCUUCGGCAAUGUGUUGGUCUUCGACGGCAUGUCUAACAUCAAGUCGACGAACAAAUUGCCGGCCGCGGAGACGGAGUUCUUCAGCGCCCGGCGCACAGAUAACGUGCAGAUCAGGAUUGUGGUGAAGUUCGUGGGCGAGAUCUCGUGGGGACACCAGGAGAUGAUGCGUAUGUACAACACGCAGAUGCGGCGCAACCUGCAGCUCCUCAAGUGGAACCUCAUCGGUCGCCACUACUUCCACCCGGACAUCAAGCAUAAGAUACCGGAGCACCGGCUGGAGGUGCUCCAGGGCCUGCUCACGGCCAUCAACCAGCACGACGACGGCAUACUCAUGGUGUGCGACACCGUCCACAAAGUGAUCCGUUCGGACUCCUGUUACGACACACUGCAAGAGAUGAUCCGGAAGGACAGGGCCUCCUUCCAGGACAACGCCCGGCGCGAGAUCGCCGGCAGUAUUGUCAUAACCCCGCACAACAACCGCACGUAUCGUAUCGAUGACAUCGCCUUCGAUAAGAACCCGCAGCACACGUUCGACCGCAAGGGGACGGCUGUGUCGCUGAAGGACUACUAUAAGGAACAGUACGGUCUGACCAUCAAAGACGACAGGCAGCCGCUGCUCGUAGGCCUGCCCUCAGCCCGCGAGGAGAGGGCCGGACAACAGGGACCUCUGCUACUGAUCCCCGAGUUGUGUAAUAUGACGGGUCUGUCGGAGUCCCUGAAGAAUGACUUCAAUGUCCGGCGACAGAUGACUCAGAAGACCCAAACGGAUCCCACGACUCGUGUGAAGAAUUUGCAUCAAUUCAUGGCUCAAGUGGUGAACAACGAGGAGAUCAAGAAGGAGAUGAGCCAAUGGGGUCUGAAGUUCGAGGCGACGCCCGUGGAGGUGAACGCCCGGCGCCUGGACUGCGAGAAGAUCAUAAUGCAGGGCGAGACGGCCGCCACCGGCGCCACGUUUGUCCAGAAAACGGGUGAUUUCAGUAAAGAGAUUCGCGGGAAGGGUAUGUUCGCCGGCAUCCGCAUCACCGACUGGACCAUCGUAUGCACGCAACGGGACCGGCAGGUGGUCGACGAGUUCGCCAAUACGCUGAAUAGAGUGUGCAAACCCCUGGGCGUGAACCUGAAUCGGCCGACCAUUACGGCGCUCGACAACGACCGCACCAGUAGUUACGUGGAGGCGUGCAAAGCGGUGCCGCCCACCAAUCAGAUCACGGUAUUCCUGUUGCCCAACAAUAAUAAGGAGAGGUAUGACGCCGUCAAGAAGAUCUUCUGCAUCGACCACCCGAUGGCCAGUCAGGCGGUCGUCCGCAAGACAGUCGACAAUAAGCAGCGCCUGAUGUCUGUCUGCACGAAGAUUGGCAUUCAGAUGGCCUCCAAGUUGGGCGCCGAGCCCUGGGCUCUCGACAUACCGGUGAGUAGUAGUCGUGUGUGCAGUGAUUGGAGGCCCAAAGACCUAAUGGUCGCUGGUUUCGACGUCCACCGGGACAGUAGUCAACGCGGGAAAGCCAUCGGCGCCUUCGUGUGCAGUACGAACGCCACGCUCACCAAAUGGUACAGUCGGGUGUCGUUCCACGACAACCGCGAGGAGCUGUCCGGCAAUUUGGCCACUAAUUUCUCGAGCGGUCUCAAGCGGUACUACGAGAUAAAUAAGAAGUUGCCGCAGCGGCUGGUCAUCUAUAGGGACGGCGUGUCUGAAGGCGAUCUCGAGUGGGUUUAUAACUACGAGUUGAAGCAAAUAGAAGAGGCCAUCAAGAAGAUAGGCGACGCCGCGGCCACCAUUAAGCUCUCGUUCAUAAUCGUCACCAAACGGAUCAAUACGCGAUUUAUGCUGAAGUUAGGCGAACGCCAGUUCGAUAACCCCUUCCCGGGAACCAUAGUCGACACGACAGUCACCCGUCUGGAGCGCUACGACUUCUACCUCAUCAGCCAAUCGGUGAGACAGGGAACGGUAGCGCCGACUAUGUUUAAUAUCAUCAAAGAUGACACCAAUUGGAAGCCACACCAUCACCAGCAGUUGGCCUACAAACUCACACAUUUGUACUACAAUUGGAUC
Messenger RNA from Oppiella nova, 2154 nucleotides. The record is from the annotation of a GenBank genome assembly. Lineage: Eukaryota; Metazoa; Arthropoda; Arachnida; Sarcoptiformes; Oppiidae.